AUCCCUGUGCCCAAAGUACAACAGGUUUGGCGCCAGGACGACGUGACAUGCAUUACCAUGGACAUUGUCGGUGGAACAGAGCUGCAUUCCGCUUGGCAUGAUAUGUCUGAUAAGACAAAGCGCCGGGUUGUGGAACAGCUCAAGGGCUACCUCGGCCAACUUCGCGCCUUGAAACCUCCAACUGACGGGACAGUGAUGUCUAUAAUAGGCGGUCCUCUGCGAGACAUGAGCCGAGUUGGCAUGGAGACAUUUGGUCCAUUUCAGAACCACGAUGAUUUCCACCGGUUGCUCCGCGGGAACAUAUCAAUGGAGACCUUCGAAAAUAUGAUAGGUGUAGACAAAGUUGUCGAUUCGCAUCGCCAGCACUAUGCCACCAAAUUUACGCACGGUGAUUUUGCGCCGAGGAAUAUCAUGGUGAAACGGGACGGUUCAAUCACUGCUAUCGUUGACUGGGAUAGCGGUGGUUGGUUUCCCGAGUACUGGGAAUACACG
Molecule: messenger RNA, 492 nt
Organism: Laccaria bicolor S238N-H82
Lineage: Eukaryota; Fungi; Basidiomycota; Agaricomycetes; Agaricales; Hydnangiaceae
Exons: 1
Source: RefSeq, a predicted model, not a curated record